This is a messenger RNA of Symphalangus syndactylus (siamang), 3260 nucleotides long. RefSeq names its product transmembrane protein 158 (gene TMEM158). Lineage: Eukaryota; Metazoa; Chordata; Mammalia; Primates; Hylobatidae. The record is from RefSeq and is a predicted model, not a curated record. Gene Ontology annotation, molecular function: peptide binding.
UCCCCUUGGGGAAAUGAACCAUUUCUGUAGAAACCAAGGACCACUCUAGGCAGCCAACUUGGGCAGCACUGAUAGUAACUACAUCACAGCAACCACCACGUGGGAACAUCUGGGGACAGACAGACAGACACUGGGUUGGGAGUAUUAUCACAGCAGCCCUGUAAGGAGGUACCACCCACCCCCCAACUCAGAUGGGGAAACCAAGGCUAAGUCAGAAUAAUGGCUUGCUUAGUUGGCAAGAGGGGGAAUAAGUUGGGGAGCUUUAUUUUGAGGCGUUUUUGCAACUUUCUCAGCCCCAUUUUACUUAUUGUUAGAAAACAAUGGACAAAAGCUUGCUUCCAGAAAAGUAAUCAGCCAGGAUGCCUAGCAAUGUAGCUGGACUCUUGGCAGACCCCUCAGAAGGAUUAGCUGGUUUAGAGGGAGGGCCGUUUUGUUGAGGCCUGUCUCUGCUCCCUCCACCCCUCCCCUCUCCGAAUCAGGAAUGCUUGGUGCUCAUGGAGUACAAAGGCUUCCAACUAAAAUAAAAUAGAUAAUAAUUCAACAUAAGUGUCCCCUAAAGAAUGAUGGGAAUGAUGAAGGGUCGAUGAAGUUUGUUUCCAAGUGUGAGGGGCCGAACUACUAAGAAAGUGCUUUUCAAUAUAAAUGUGAUAAAUCUGAUCUCUUGACACGUUAUUCUUGGUAGCCCUCCUCCCGUAUAAUAUCCCAAAGGGGAUGAACUGCCCUUUGACGUGGGUUCUAACCUACAGCUGUUUCAUGAACACGCGCUCACUCGACCUGUCAGGACCUGUGUCCUCAGGACCCCCAGGCGGCAGAGCUUCAGGGCUCACAUUCCCCCCAGCCAGUCACUCUCCACUCGAAACUUCACAGAGUUCUUGGAAUUUUCCUCGCUUGCUGCGAGGAGAAUCCCAAGUGAGUCUGCUGUGUUGGAGCCAUUAAAAAGCAGCCAAACUACAGAUUUGAGGUAAGAGACACCGUAAAAAGGCAGAAAGAGCUAGUGGCGCGGAGUUGUUUCUGGCUCCUGAGUUGGCCUAGCGAGGCCCUUUCCCCUCUCUCGACCUCAGUUUCCCCUUCUGUAAAACAAAGGAGGUUCGGUACCGCGCUAACGCGAGACAGCGAAGCUCCCCUCAGGCCUGACAAAAGGAUGGUCUCCGGGCCCUGGAGCCUCCCUCUGAGAACGCGAUUCACCCGGAGGGCGGGGGCGCCGGGGCGCGUCCGCAGGCUUCCCCGCCCGCCCGCACGCACGAACCCCGGGCUAUCUGCUCUCCGCCGCGCCCCCGCACUCAGCCCCGCCCCGGCGAUUCCUCUCCCAGCCCCGGCGCGUGGAACCCCGCCCUCCCCCGAGUCCCCGAGCCCGGAGAGCGGAGGGCGGGGCGGGGCGGGGCGCGCGGGAGGCGGAGCCGAGCCGGGGAAUCCUGCUCUGGGCUAGCACCCGGCCCCGCAGAGCAGCCCGGCCGUCCAAGGGCCCCGGCGCCGGGGGCGGCGGGGAACCCCAGACGCAACCGGGUCUGGAGGGAUCCCCGCGCCGAGCCAGCCGCCGCCACCGCCUCCGCGCCGCCCCCGCGGGCUUGGCAGGCGCCCGGCGCGCCCGCACUGCGCCCGGACGCCGGCUCCCGCCGUCCCACCGUGAGCUCGCCGGCCCGUCGCCCGCUAGCCAUGCAGCCGCCGCCAGCCUCGCGCGCGUAGGCGCCCGCCGCAGGCCAUGCUGCCCCUGCUCGCCGCGCUGCUGGCCGCCGCCUGCCCGCUGCGGCCCGUCCGCGGCGGGGCCGCGGACGCGCCAGGCCUCCUCGGGGUGCCCUCCAAUGCUUCAGUCAACGCGUCCUCCGCGGACGAGCCCAUCGCCCCGCGGCUGCUGGCCUCGGCGGCCCCCGGGCCCCCCGAACGCCCGGGCCCGGAGGAGGCGGCGGCGGCGGCGGCGGCGCCGUGCAACAUCAGCGUGCAGCGGCAGAUGCUGAGCUCGCUGCUCGUGCGCUGGGGCCGCCCGCGGGGCUUCCAGUGCGACCUACUGCUCUUCUCCACCAACGCUCACGGCCGCGCUUUCUUCGCCGCCGCCUUCCACCGCGUCGGGCCGCCGCUGCUCAUCGAGCACCUGGGGCUGGCGGCGGGCGGCGCACAGCAGGACCUGCGCCUCUGCGUGGGCUGCGGCUGGGUGCGCGGUCGCCGCCCCGGCCGCCUCCGGCCCGCCGCCGCCCCCAGCGCCGCCGCCACCGCCGGGGCGCCCACCGCGCUGCCAGCCUACCCCGCGGCCGAGCCGCCCGGGCCGCUGUGGCUGCAGGGCGAGCCGCUGCAUUUCUGCUGCCUAGACUUCAGCCUGGAGGAGCUGCAGGGCGAGCCGGGCUGGCGGCUGAACCGUAAGCCCAUUGAGUCCACGCUGGUGGCCUGCUUCAUGACCCUGGUUAUCGUGGUGUGGAGCGUGGCCGCCCUCAUCUGGCCGGUGCCCAUCAUCGCCGGCUUCCUGCCCAACGGCAUGGAGCAGCGCCGGACCACCGCCAGCGCCACGGCAGCCACCCCCGCCGCAGUGCCCGCGGGGACCACCGCAGCCGCCGCCGCCGCCGCCGCUGCCGCCGCCGCCGCGGCCGUCACUUCGGGGGUGGCGACCAAGUGACCCGCUCCGCUCCUCCCUGUGUCCGUCCUGUGUCCGCGCGCGCGGGUGCCUUUCCCGCCGAAGACUCGGCCGAUGUGCUUCGUGCUGUAGUUAUCGUUAGUUCCUCUUCCCGAGAUGGGGCCGCCGAGAGGCCCCAGCGCCUUUGAAAAGCAAGGUUUGUGCUGCACUUCCAGUUCCGAAAAGCAGAUGUUUAAGCCCUUGGACUGAGGGUGGGAUCGCAGCUCCGAAGACGGAGAGGAGGGAAAUGGGGCCCUUUCCCCUCUAUUGCAUCCCCCUGCCCGACUCCCUCCCCGCACCCACGUGCCCUAUAUUCAUGGCAGAAAAUGACCAAAUCCUGUGUUUUUGUUUUAUAUAUUUAAUAACUGUUUUAAAUGAAAGUUUUAGUAAAAAAAUACAAAACAAAAAGAUUAAAUUGCUAUUGCUGUAGUAAGAGAAGCUCUUUGUAUCUGAACAUAGUUGUAUUUGAAAUUUGUUGUUUUUUAAUUUAUUUAAAAUUGGGGGGAGGGCAUGGGAAGGAUUUAACACCGGUAUAUUGUUACCGCCGAAAAUGAACUUUAUGAACCUUUUCCAAGUUGAUCUAUCCAGUGACGUGGCCUGCUGGGCGUUUCUUCUUGUACUUAUGUGGUUUUUUGGCUUUUAAUACAGACAUUUUCCUCCA